Molecule: messenger RNA, 1005 nt
Organism: Arabidopsis thaliana (thale cress)
Lineage: Eukaryota; Viridiplantae; Streptophyta; Magnoliopsida; Brassicales; Brassicaceae
Gene: VPS2.2
Product: SNF7 family protein
Exons: 10
Coding region: 159-827 (222 amino acids)
Biological process (GO): vacuolar transport
Cellular component (GO): endosome
Source: RefSeq, marked reviewed
AUUGUAUUAAGGCACGCUCUGACACAUUCACACUCACACAUAGCGAGAAGAAAAGAAAAAAAAAAACUCAAAACUUUUGCUUCUACUCAAUUCUCUGAUUUAGGGUUUUUUCUUGACUUUACACUAUCUCGAUUUGAGAAGUGAGAAGAGAAAUCGCCAUGAACAUUUUCAAGAAGAAGACCACUCCCAAAGAUGCUCUUCGUACUAGUAAGAGAGAAAUGGCUGUUGCUACUCGAGGUAUCGAACGGGAGAUUACAUCUCUUCAACUAGAGGAGAAGAGACUAGUUGCAGAAAUCAAGAAAACAGCUAAGACUGGAAAUGAGGCUGCCACAAAGAUUUUAGCUCGUCAACUUGUUCGAUUGAGGCAACAGAUUACCAACUUACAAGGAAGCCGUGCUCAGAUUAGGGGUGUAACAACUCAUACACAGGCUCUGUAUGCCAGCACUUCGAUUUCAUCUGGUAUGAAAGGUGCUACCAAAGCUAUGGUUGCAAUGAACAAGCAAAUGGCACCAACGAAACAAGCCAAGGUGAUUAAAGAUUUCCAAAAGCAGUCGGCACAGCUAGACAUGACGAUAGAGAUGAUGUCAGAGGCAAUUGAUGAAACACUUGACAAAGAUGAGGCUGAAGAAGAAACAGAAGAUCUCACUAACCAGGUUCUUGAUGAGAUUGGUGUUGGUGUUGCAUCUCAGUUAUCUUCAGCUCCAAAAGGUCGGAUUGCUACGAAAACCGCAGCUCCUCCCGCUUCCACUGCAGCUACUAACAAGAACUCUGAAUCAAGUGAAGUGGAUGAGCUUGAGAAGAGGUUGGCUUCGCUACGACGAAUCUGAGAUUUAUGAAAAACAAAGAAAGAAGAGAGCAGCUUCCUUUUUUUUGUUAUCUCUGUAUAAAUCUGCUGAAACUUAAGCUGUUUGAUAUUAAGAUUGGCCAUCAGAAAACUAUUAAGGCUUUUUAAGAAAUGAAGAAGACAUGUAUACACAUAUUUUAUUAUAGAUAGUUCCUCUACGU